Rhizophagus irregularis DAOM 181602=DAOM 197198 is the source of this 1329-nucleotide messenger RNA. NCBI's taxonomy places the organism in Eukaryota, Fungi, Glomeromycota, Glomeromycetes, Glomerales, Glomeraceae. The record is from RefSeq and is a predicted model, not a curated record.
AUUCUACCAAAGUUAAUAGUUUUUAUCCUUGUAAUUUUUAUAAAUGGCAAACGUUACUGUCCCUUGCCAGUAUAAAACUGGUAGAACACUGGGUCAAGGCACUUAUGCUGUGAUUAAGACGGGGGAAUUUUUUGCCGUCAAAAUCAUCAACAAAAAGUUGAUGGAAGGUAGAGAGCAUAUGGUUAGAAACGAAAUAAAUGUUUUAAAGCGAGUUUCACAGGGCCACAAAAACAUCUUAACAUUGGUUGAUUAUUUCGAGACACUAAAUAAUCUUUACUUAGUUACAGAUUGGGCUCGUGGCGGUGAACUUUUUGAUCGUAUUUUAGCUAAAGGAAGUUAUUUUGAACGUGACGCAGCUAAUCUUGUUAGGAGUAUAACGGAGGCUGUCGCAUACCUGCAUGAUAAUGGAAUCGUUCAUAGAGAAAAUCUUCUUUUUAAAACCGAAGACGAAGAAUCUGAUCUCCUUAUUGCUGAUUUUGGGCUUUCUCGGAUCAUUGAUUCAGAAAAAUUUCAUGCUCUUACCACCACGUGUGGUACACCUGGUUACAUGGCACCCGAGAUUUUCAAUAAAACCGGUCAUGGUAAACCAGUAGAUUUAUGGGCUAUUGGUGUAAUCACAUAUUUUUUAUUAUGCGGUUACACGCCAUUUGAUCGGGAAAGCGCCAAAGAGGAAAUGCUGGCUAUUACCAAUGCUGACUAUAAAUUUGAUCAAGAAUACUGGGAAGGAAUCAGUGAUACUGCAAAAGAUUUUAUCAACAGACUAUUAACUGUCCAUCCUUACAGUCGUCUUACCGCCCAUCAAGCUUUAACUCAUCCAUGGCUUACCGAACCUUUACCUAGCCCAGUUGGUGGGGAACGGCCAAAUAUAUUGAACAAUGUUCGAGAUAACUUCAAUGCUCGUAAAACAUUCAGGAAGGCUGUUGAUGCAGUUAAAGCUAUUAAUACUCUCAGGAGUCAUUCAAGAAGUCCAAGUCUUGCCAACUUAUUAGAAGCAUCAAGAUCUGAGGCAGAUGAAGAUGUUCAGCAAGUUUUGUAUGUUGAGCAUUAAGGAUAUUGUGUAUAUUGAUAUAUGGAUUGUUUAAAUUGAAUUUUUUUGGGUGUAUUUAUUAGCUUGACAAUUUUUUUGGGUUGUAUUUAUUUUCACUUUUUGGUUCAUUCAUUGUUUAUUUGGUAAUUGUUAUUCAAUAUUCGAUUUGUAGAAAGAUCAUUGUGUAAUAUUGAAAAUCUGUAUGUAAACAAUAAUCUUUUAUUUAUUUAUUUAUACAUUAUUUUGUUCCUCCUCUGUUUUAUAAAUCGAAAAGAAUGAAGCAUAUUUUUCUUUUGAACACA